Molecule: messenger RNA, 840 nt
Organism: Mycena citricolor
Lineage: Eukaryota; Fungi; Basidiomycota; Agaricomycetes; Agaricales; Mycenaceae
Source: the annotation of a GenBank genome assembly
AUGGCAUCAGAUUCCCACACUCUUCUCCCAGUUCUCCAUAAGGAAACUGUCUUCUCUGAUUGGCAGAGUGAUGCCAAGGCCUAUCUCAGAGGCAAAGAGGUGUUUGUGUACUGCACUGCCACCUUUGAUGCAGCCAAGCAUGAGGAAGUCAAGAAGGACAAGUGUGCUGGCAUCUUGUGGAGCAUGCUCUCCCCUGAUGUUAGGUCCCUAGUGCGUCAGCAUGAGGAUGAUCCCAAGGCCUUAUGGGCUGCAUUGCCUUCAAUCUUUGCACCCAAGCAGGCUGGGCAGCGCUUCAAUGCCUAUAAAAACCUUACCUCCAUCAGACUCAAGGAGGGUGAGGGCUUGCUAAGCCUUGUGGGUCGUGUAUCUGAGGCUGUGCGCUUCCUCAAAAGCUCUAGGCCUGAUUCCUUCACACUGGAUAAGGCUGAUGAAGAGCUGCAUGCUGUGGUUCUCCUCAUGGCCUUGCCUGAUUCUGAGCCUGCUUAUGCAACUCUGAAGGCUCCCUUUGAGCAAUCCCAUGAUGCUCUCAAGGUGGCUGCCAUUGAACAGGCCUUUACCUCAUGGUCUGCUUUCAGGGCAGCAGGCAAUGCAGGAGACUCUGGGCAGAGCAAUCCUCUGUCUGGAGCUGCAAUGAUCACUUCUGCCAAUCCUCCUUCUGCUGCACUGGAGGCUGCAUCUGGUCCCUCCCAGCCUUGCCAGUCUGUUAUUCUCACGAAUGUCUUGUUUGUUCCUGCUUUGUCUCACAAUCUGAUCUCCACUACAUACCUGUCAGUUCACCAUGACUACACUGUGCUCAUGAAGGAAAACUACAUCCUGUUCAAGCGCAAUGGUGAAGUGUAA